This is a messenger RNA of Melitaea cinxia (Glanville fritillary), 1323 nucleotides long. RefSeq names its product Fanconi anemia group J protein homolog. The transcript is spliced from 8 exons. Gene Ontology annotation, molecular function: hydrolase activity, acting on acid anhydrides, in phosphorus-containing anhydrides; DNA helicase activity; DNA binding. Bases 1 to 1236 code for a protein of 411 amino acids. Lineage: Eukaryota; Metazoa; Arthropoda; Insecta; Lepidoptera; Nymphalidae. Gene Ontology annotation, biological process: double-strand break repair involved in meiotic recombination; nucleotide-excision repair. Gene Ontology annotation, cellular component: nucleus. The record is from RefSeq and is a predicted model, not a curated record.
AUGGCGACCUGCGAUGACAAUAUCGCCAUUACUGAGAUUGCAGGAUUGUACCUACAGGCGCUCGCCCUAGUGAAUGUAUUGAAAUCGACCUUACAAGGGCUGCCUAGCGUUAUGUGUGCCGUUAAUAUUCCUUUGAAGAAAAUUAAACGAAAUUUGAACGAACUUUUUGGAACUAAUCAGCCUAGUAAUAAUGAUAUACCCAUAGCAGAUGUAACACCAAUGGAACUAGAAGAAGAUCAAUCGGCUCAAAAUCGAAAAUUGAAUAGCAUGAUUGAGAGUUUCCGCUGUGAGACUUCCAUGCUUGUUGAUUGCAGUCUACCCGUCGUGUACUACACGACCAGGACACAUAAGCAGUUGGAGCAAGUUGUCAAGGAAUUCCGCAGGACAGUGUACUGCGGAAAAGCGCUGAUGACGAUUCUGUCGAGUAGAGAUAAUUCGUGUCUGCUGAGCUUAGAUAGAAGUCGCUGGUCUUCUAAGAACGAUAUGUGUAGAGACUGUACUAAGUCAUCAAAAUUAUCAAAAGAAUCCGAAGCAUCAAACCAACCCGGAGUAUCAAACAAACCCAGUAUAUCAAACCGGCUCACCAAUUGCGAGUACUUCGACAACCGAAGGAAACUGAAUCAUAGAACGCUACCUCCCGCUUUCGACCUGAAUGAUCUCAUACACAAUGGUAACAGAUUAACAGCGUGUCCAUAUUACGCAGCUAGAGAUAUGAUGAAGAAAGCCAACGUAGUCUUCUGCCCCUACAACUAUCUAGUCGAUCCUACAAUUAGGAACAGUCUGCAAAUAACUUUAAAAAAUAAUAUAGUGAUAAUUGACGAGGGGCACAACAUCGAGGACAUGUGCCGUAGUACGGCUACGUUCAACUUCACUAAGAAAGAAUUGCAAAGUGCUAUAAAGGAACUUAAUAUCGUCUCUUCAUACCUAUUCGCAAACCAAAACCUGAUGCCGCGCAUUGAACGACUUCAAAAGUAUUUGAAUAACUGGGAAAAAUGGUUUGAUGAUGAAACAAAAAAAAUGUCCAUUACCGGAACUGUAUCGCUAAAAACAUGGGAAAUAGAAGAAUUUGUGCAAUCAUUGAACAAUUGCAAUAUCGGGAUCGACAGUUACCAUGACUUCAACAGAAACGUUUCCGAGUUUUGCCAGAGACUACGAGAAAAUCCACGUAGCUUAGUAGGAGUAACGCAAGCAACUGGUAACUUUCUUGAGUCACUUGACACUGUGCUUGGUAAGUAGAAAUUGUAAACUAUAUAAUCGCUCCAUAACGUAUUUAUUGUAAAUUCAGGAAGUAAUUCUAAAAACUAGUUUUCCCUUUUUUCACAA